Fusarium oxysporum Fo47 is the source of this 2088-nucleotide messenger RNA. RefSeq lists its product as uncharacterized. NCBI's taxonomy places the organism in Eukaryota, Fungi, Ascomycota, Sordariomycetes, Hypocreales, Nectriaceae. The coding region runs from base 1 to 2088 and encodes 695 amino acids. The transcript has a single exon. The record is from RefSeq and is a predicted model, not a curated record. Gene Ontology annotation, molecular function: flavin adenine dinucleotide binding; monooxygenase activity.
AUGCCUCAAACAAACACCAAGGACUAUGAUGAUGAAGCCAUCCGCCCGCCGGAUUCUGAUACCAGAAUUGGCUGGGCUGGGGUGCCGCUGUCCCAAACCUGUGGAUACUACGGUCACAUCAAGCGCGCAGUCCUACCAACAAACUCAGAACUUGGCUUCACUCCAGACUACGGGUCUGUUGAUGCUGCCAAAGUCGCUGAGGAAUUCAUUCACGUCUUCGCCAAGGCGGUAGAGGCACAGGAUGUAGAUGCUAUUCUUUCAGCCGUCCACGAGAAUGGCUACUGGAAAGACGUCGAACUUCUCACAUGGGACAUCAGAACUCUGCAGGGCCAUGAUCAAAUUGGCACCAUGUUGACAGAACGACUUUCCAAGACUGCAAUCACGGAUAUUCGACUAAAUCCUCAUGUUCCUGCAACAGUGGAAACACUUGGUCCAGAUCUCUCAUUUAUUCUUCUUCAUCUCGAAUUCGACUUCGCUCAUGGCACUGGCGUCGGCGUUGCCCGUCUUAGCCCGUUCAAGGCCAAGACAGGCACAGCCACUGAUCUGGCUGAUGCCAAAUCAUGGAUGAUCUACAGCGUUGGCACCGCCAUAGAGACAGUUCAUGGUUGGGAUGCAGAGUACGGAGACAAGGAAAGGUACCAGGCCGGCAAGUACCAUGAUCCUUUAGGUAAAAGCCGGACCUACCAACAGAUAAGGGAUGAUGAAGCGGCUGGCAAAGAGGGAUUUCAGCCAAAAGUGGUCAUCAUAGGCGCUGGACACACCGGCCUAUCUAUGGCGGCUCGCUGUAAAGUCCUGGGAAUACCACAUCUCAUUAUAGAAAAGGGCGAUGGCCCCGGCUGCAGCUGGGCAAGUCGUUAUGCGUCGUUGUCUUUGCACGGCCCAACAUUCACCAACCAUCUACCAUAUUUGCCAUUUCCGCACUGGUUUCCUGUGUUUCUACCCGCUCAGCAGUUGGCGAAGUUCUUGAAGAACUACGCAAACAUCAUGGACUUGAAUAUCUGGGCAAACUCAACCCUUGACGGAAAGACUGCCGUGUACGACGAGGACGAGGGCAAGUGGACUUUGACAGUCACACGCCAAGAUGGAACGAAGCUUAUUCUCCACCCCCGGCAUCUGAUGAUCGCCACGGGUAUUUCCGGAACUCUGCCAAACAUCCCCGAGGUGCCCGGCAUGAACGACUUUCGCCAGAACGGCGGGAUAAUCACUCAUUCAUCGCACCAUCGCACGGACCCUGAAUGGAAAGGAAAGCGAGCCAUCGUCGUAGGUGCCGCAACAUCCGGCCAUGAUAUCUCGUUCGAGUUGACCGAGAACGGCUGCGAUGUCACCAUGAUCCAAAGAAGCGCGACACACGUCAUGUCUGUGGAGAAGAGUGUCCGACACCUCUGGAAGAGCCGCGAGAAGACGGGCAGACGAGAAGGUCAAGAUAUCGAUAUCCUCGACCAAGCCAACUUCCUGAAGCACUCUUACCCAGUGGAGUACGAAGUAAUGCCACGGGGACAGAAGAUAGCGCGGGAAAUCGACGCGGAUCUGCUACAGUCGCUAAGAGAUGUUGGAUACCGUCUCCACGAUGGCUACCACGGCGGUGGCGCAUACUCAAUGUUUCCGUUUGACCAAGGUGGCUUUUACUGGGAUACAGGAUGCUGCAAGCUCAUUGCUGAUGGAAAGAUCAAGCUGGUGCACUCCGAAAUCGAGCAUUUCACAACAGACGGUGUGAAGUACAAGGACGGCUCAUCCCAAAAGGCCGACGUUGUGGUGUUUGCAACAGGAUACAUGAACUCCAAGAGCGCAAUUCAAGCUCUUCUAGGCGAUGAAAUGGCUAAGAAAUGUCACGAGCGCUGGGAAAAAGGAAAUGCUUUCUUUCUCGGACCAGAAGGUGAUUCCAUCAUCAACUACUGCCCUCUCCCUCAGAAAGGUCUGUAUGCCAUGUUUCAUCAGUUUGCCUUUUGUCGUUUCCACUCGGCGCGACUCGCUCUUCGCAUCAAGGCGGAGGAGUUGGGGAUUGAUGUCACGCCGUAUGGGAAUAAGCCGCUUGGACCUCCUAGCACAGCAGCUGGACAACAGCCACGGCCCGAGGGCGUCUCGCUCUGA